AUGAUCUAUAUUGAUGAAGGUGAUCGGGGCAUUACCGAGACGGUCAAGGCAUUCCUCAAAACAGAAUUGAGCGAUGAUGAGCUCCAGCACUUCAAGCAAGCCUUCGAGAAGGGGGCCAAUGUGCAAUUCAGACCAAUGAUGCAUCUCAAGAUCAUUCAGGCAUCGAAGAAGUAUCAGGGCAAAACGCUCGCAGAGCUACGCCGACUCGAGAAUGAAGCUGGAAAUGAGGACGCGUUCAUUGCCGUCGAUCAGAACUUCAUCGACAAAGGUGCAGUGUGGUAUGUCGCUGGCUUUGCCGACGAGGACGAUGUGGAGUGUGGACUUGCCGCGGAGGAAGGUGUUUUGAUCAGAGCGUUGGUGCGCACAGAGUAUCUCGCAAUCGCACACACCUGCUGGACAGAUGGUAAUCUUACCAUGGACACUGAGUUGGAGAAUUUGGAAGAAGACAUUGUCCCGCUGCGACACGAUUCGGAACAGUCAGAGCCGCUGGGUGCGGACGAUGAAGGAGACGAAUCCUGGAGUACCGAUGAGAUUGCGGUCGUGGCCGCGCCUGGGAAAUACGAAGAGACGACAGACAAGAAGAUUCGCAAGGACAUGUCACCGAUGCCAGACAAGGCAGUCAGAUUGAAACCCGUUAUCGCUCAACGUGAGCAUCUCAUCAGUGACUGGACCUCACCUGAGGACGCCGAAGGGGAUCAGACUCGGGAUGGGAUAACCUUUCCAGCGGGGAGUAUUCGCAUCGCAGCCAAAUAUCGUCCGAGCUUUCCGAGAGAACAAUACAAGUGGCCCGAAGGCUCGCUUUGA
Zymoseptoria tritici IPO323 is the source of this 804-nucleotide messenger RNA. RefSeq lists its product as uncharacterized. The coding region runs from base 1 to 804 and encodes 267 amino acids. Lineage: Eukaryota; Fungi; Ascomycota; Dothideomycetes; Mycosphaerellales; Mycosphaerellaceae. The record is from RefSeq and is a predicted model, not a curated record. The transcript has a single exon.